Messenger RNA from Emiliania huxleyi CCMP1516, 1276 nucleotides. RefSeq names its product Dihydrodipicolinate synthase. The record is from RefSeq and is a predicted model, not a curated record. The transcript is spliced from 9 exons. Lineage: Eukaryota; Haptophyta; Isochrysidales; Noelaerhabdaceae. Gene Ontology annotation, molecular function: 4-hydroxy-tetrahydrodipicolinate synthase activity. The annotation marks the transcript as partial.
CGCACCGCGCGGCAGAUCGUCGGCGAGUGUCGCUUGUCCAUGCUCAUGUUCGCCCACCUCGCCAGCGCCGCCUUCAUCGCUUCGCGCUCUGCGCUGCUGCCCACGCCUGCGACGCACCCCUCCGCUGCCGCCACGGCUGGCACGCGCGCCUGCGUCGCCACAGCUCCACGCAGAGGCGGCGAGGCGGUGAUGGCCGGCAUGCCCCUGCCUGCCGGCUCGCUGGUGGCGCUCGCGACGCCGAUGACAUCGACGGGCGAGGUGGACAUCGCCACGCUGCGAGAGCUGCUGCGCUGGCACAAGGCGGAGGGUACGGACGGCGUGGUCAUCCUCGGCACGACCGGCGAGGCCUCGACCCUCACGAGCGCUGAGAAGGAGGAGGUGAUGGCUGCGACCCGCGAAGAGGUUGGCGGCGAGAUGGCUAUCCUCGUGGGCACGGGCACCAUCAGCACGGAGGCGACGAUCGCGGCGACCAAGCAGGCCAAGCUCUUUGGCGCCGACGCCGCGCUCGUCGUCACGCCGUACUACGUCAAGCCGUCGCAGGCCGGGCUCGUGGCGCACUUCACGCGGAUCGCAGACGCGGUCGAGUUGCCGAUCGUGCUGUACAACGUGCCCGGACGGACGGGCGUCGACAUGUCGGUCGAGACGACCGUCGCCCUCUCGCGCCACCCGCGGAUCUGCGGCCUCAAGGACGCGACCGGCGACAACACGCGCGCCGCGCCGAUGCGAGCCGUGUGCGGGGACGACUUUCGGCUCUACUCCGGCGAGGACGCCGCCGCGCGCGAGUACGUGCUGCAGGGUGGCGACGGGGUCAUCUCUGUCACGGCCAACGUCGCGCCCGCGGCCGUUGCGGCGGUGAUGGCCUCGGGGCGGGCGGGCGACGCGGCGGCGGCGCUCGCGGCGGACGGCCCUCUGAUGGCGCUGCACCGCGACCUGUUUUGCGAGGCCAACCCGAUCCCAGUCAAGUGGGCGCUGCACAAGAUGGGCCGCAUGGGGGAAGGCAUCCGCUCGCCUCUCUCGCCGCUCGGCGUCGCCUUUCAGCCGCGCGUCGCGGGCGCGCUGCAGCAGGCGGGCUGCAUCGCCAGCGAGGAGGGUGCGUCGGCCGCCGCCGGUAGCGUCGGCUGGCCGUCGCGCGACCUGCUGCUGCAGGGCCAUUUGUUCGACCAGGGCCUGAUCAACCAGGCCCUCGACAUCAUCGAGAAGCAGAAUGGCGACUUUGAGAUCCUCGCCUUCUCGGUGCAGCCAAACGACCAGAACUCGGAGUUCAACUUCCGCCGUA